This is a messenger RNA of Daucus carota subsp. sativus, 1621 nucleotides long. Its product is annotated as probable ubiquitin-like-specific protease 2A. The transcript has 8 exons. Gene Ontology annotation, biological process: proteolysis. The record is from RefSeq and is a predicted model, not a curated record. NCBI's taxonomy places the organism in Eukaryota, Viridiplantae, Streptophyta, Magnoliopsida, Apiales, Apiaceae. Gene Ontology annotation, molecular function: cysteine-type peptidase activity. The coding region runs from base 131 to 1621 and encodes 496 amino acids.
UAAAAUAAAAUCUGGAAAGAAGAGUGGAAGCAAAGCAUCAGGACAGAAUAAAAAUAAAGGAAAACGACUACGAAUCAUCUGUAGAACGCGUCAUGAAGGACAACUGGACACAAAAAAUUUUGAUGAGUAUAUGAGGUUGAUUUUGAAGAUUAUACCAGAAGAAAGGAAGACAGGAUGUUCGUUUUUCGACCCUAUGUUCUUCAUAUCAUAUAUGGAUGCAGUUAAAAAGGCAAAGAAAAAAGAUUCUACAGCAAUUGAGAAAAGCAAUGUGUGGAAGUGGAUAAAGAAGCAAAAGAUAUUUGCUUGCAGAUAUGUUUUUGUUCCCAUCUGCCAAAGUAAUCAUUGGAAUCUUCUCAUACUCUGUAACUUGGGAGAAGAUUUGGAGAUGAAUGAAAAAAGUCCAUGUAUGCUGUUAUUGGACUCACUUCAAGAAGCAGAACCAAAGAACCUAGAACCGUGCAUCAAACAAUUUGUGUACCAAAUGUAUAAGAAUGAGUCAGUACAAGGAACUGAUGAUGUUUUCCAGUUCGAUUUGAGUAUUCCAAUGGUUCCUCAACAGGAUGACGGUGAAAAAUGUGGAUACUAUGUUCUUUACUAUAUGUUCAAGUUUUUGAUGUCUUGUCCAGAAAACUUCAACAUUAAUGAACAUGGUGGCUUUAUGAAUAGCAGUUGGUUCACAGAGGAAGAGAUGAACAACUUUUUCAACAAUCUAUCAUCAGAGAAAUUGCAUACUGACCAAAUGCAAGCUUCAGAAGACAUAAUUGUGGUCAAGGAAAAGAAUCUUUCAAGUAAUAUGGAAGUUGAUGGCCAAAAUGUCGAUAAUGAAAUUGCUGCUGAAGAAAUUGAAAAACUUUCUAAAGAUGAACAAGAGGCUGAGAUGGUGGUACAAUGUGAACCUAUUCGUUCACUAGUUGUGUACACUCCAGAGAGCUCACAGGAGCAGCAAGAACCCAACCAACCAACACCACCUGCAUCUGAAACAAUUGCCACUCAUGAAAAAGAUGGCAAGGAAAAGCUGGCUGCUGCUGCACCUUCUGUGAGAAAAUCUCCAAGGCUACAACCUAUAAAAGAAGAUGAAGAAGAUUUCUCUAUUCAUAUUGUCGACCCUGAGGGAGGAGAAAAUGCAGACAAGGGACCAGCAGAAAAAGCACAAAGAAUAGUAAGGGCGACAAAGAAUGAAGGUGUCAAUAAAAGGAAAGCCGUAGAAGAGGUACAACAUAAUAAGGAAAAGAAAUUGAAGAAAAAGGUGGAAGCAGAGAAUGAAGAUGAAGAAGUGGAAGAAGAAGAAGAAAAAGAUGAUGAUGAGAAACCAAAAAAGAUUUUAAUCCGUGCUUAUCCAUCAACAUUUUCAAAAACAAUCUCAAGGCUGUCUGAAGCUCAAAGGCAGUGGGUCAAAUCUGCUGGGUUUGGUGCACUCCUUCAUUUUACUCUUGGUGAGGAACUGCCACACAAGACAAUAGUUAAUUGCUUAUGGUGGUUCGAGCACAAUAAAUGUGAGUUUGGUCUAUUCCCAAAUCGGAAUCUUAAAAUAACAGAGGAUGAUGUUUUUGACAUAAUUGGUCUACCCCAAGGGAAAUUGGAUGUUAAACUUGAAGAUUCUAAAGAUAAAAUCCAAAGCUGA